UUAUAUAAGCUGUCUUUUUUUAACGACCUUUCCUCGUUUCAAUAACAACCUGAGCUCCCUUUCAUCACUUCUCAAGUAUCCUAUUCCUAGAGACACCAUGAAGUUACAUAGGAGUUUAUGUCUUGUAGCUUUAAUGUUUCUUGUAAUAAUCACAUCUUCCAUAACCUCAGUCGAAGGAAGAAAGCACCAUCAUCAUAAGCAUAAAAAAGACAAGAAGAAGAACAACAGCGACAAUUGUACUGUUCCAGGCUCAAGCCCUGCAUCACCGCCUACUAUUCCUGGUCAUGCCUCUUAUCCAACAGGUUCCAAAACAUUUGACGUUCUGUCCUUUGGAGCAAAGGGUAAUGGAGUUUCUGAUGAUUCAAAGGCGUUUCUAACGGCAUGGAAAGCUGCCUGUAAGAUCUCUGGUGCUACUGUGGAAAUUCCAUCGGGAUUCAAGUUCUUAAUCAAGCCCAUAACUCUCCAAGGUCCAUGCAUGCCUAACCUUGUUUUGCAGAUCAAUGGAGCUCUUUUAGCCCCUCCAAAAGUGGGUUCAUGGCCGAAAUCCAGCUUGUUUCAAUGGAUAAACUUCAAAUGGAUCCAUAAUUUUACCAUUCAAGGUUCUGGUGUGGUCGAUGGUCAAGGCUCUCAAUGGUGGACUCCAUCUAAUCAAAUUUAUCUUAUUCAGAAGUACUUGAAACAUGUUCCGAACUGGAAACCAACUGCUUUAAGAUUCUACUCGAGCUUCAAUGUGACAGUUCGCGACAUCAAAAUCAUAAACAGCCCUCAAUGCCACCUUAAAUUUGACAGCUCCGGUGGAAUCCAAGUCGAUAACAUUACGAUUUCUUCGCCAGAGACUAGCCCUAAUACCGAUGGAAUUCAUCUGCAAAACACCCGAGAUGUCGAAAUCCAACAUUCCAAUAUCGGAUGUGGAGAUGACUGUGUAUCCAUUCAAACAGGUUGCUCCAACGUUCAUAUACACCAUAUUAAUUGCGGCCCUGGUCACGGUAUUAGUUUGGGAGGGCUGGGGAAAGACAAGAGUGUUGCAUGUGUAUCCAAUAUAGUUGUUGAGAAAGUCUCAGUCUUCAAUACACUAGCUGGAGUUAGAAUCAAGACCUGGCAGGGAGGUAUGGGGUCUGUGAAGAACGUCUCAUUUUCCAAUAUUCAAGUCUCUGACGUAAAAGUUCCUAUAAUAAUCGACCAAUACUACUGCGACAAGGACAUAUGCAAGAACCAAACGAUGGCGGUGGCAAUUUCAGGUGUUAAAUACGACCAAAUCGUCGGGACUUACACGUCGCGACCGGUUCACCUUGCGUGUAGCAAUGGAAUACCAUGCACCGAUGUUGAUCUAACCGAUAUUCAAUUGAAACCGUCUUUUAAAUAUCGAGGUUUGGAUGAGGCAAUGUGUUGGAACUCUUACGGGAAAUCGCAGGGACCUUUGUAUCCUUCGAGCAUCGACUCUUGCGUGAGAAGGGAUGGUGGUUCCGUUAAGAGAAUAGCUCGAUCUCGGGAGCAUGUUUGUUUUUGAUACUUUGAAAUAGGGAUUUGGUUCGAAUGUAUGUGUGUUUUGCUGACUCUGUAUGUUGCUUGGAAGCUUCCCUUCUGCUAAAUUUUUGAGUGUGAGAAGGUGAGGCUUUUUGUAGAAGUUUACUUUGCUUUCCAAUGUAAUGUAAUCUAUCUGUUUUGUUUGUAAAGUGAACAAAUUUCUUCAA
Molecule: messenger RNA, 1691 nt
Organism: Gossypium raimondii (Peruvian cotton)
Lineage: Eukaryota; Viridiplantae; Streptophyta; Magnoliopsida; Malvales; Malvaceae
Product: polygalacturonase At1g48100
Exons: 8
Coding region: 98-1507 (469 amino acids)
Biological process (GO): carbohydrate metabolic process
Molecular function (GO): polygalacturonase activity
Source: RefSeq, a predicted model, not a curated record